Zea mays is the source of this 633-nucleotide messenger RNA. RefSeq names its product Bowman-Birk type trypsin inhibitor. The record is from RefSeq and is marked provisional. Gene Ontology annotation, cellular component: extracellular region. Bases 81 to 455 code for a protein of 124 amino acids. Lineage: Eukaryota; Viridiplantae; Streptophyta; Magnoliopsida; Poales; Poaceae. Gene Ontology annotation, molecular function: serine-type endopeptidase inhibitor activity. The transcript is spliced from 2 exons.
GUCGUCGAUCAAUACUACUACACAGUAGGAAGCUAGGAGGAAAUCAAAGCAACAAAGUUGCCGGCCGAGAGAACCAAACCAUGAGGCCUCAGGUGUUACUCGUCACACUGGCUGUUAUCGUCGUCCUUGCAGCUCUGCCACUCAGCAAAGGGACGGAGGAGGAAGACGGAGGGGCGGUAGUCGCCGCCGUGGACGACGCCGGAACGAGCUCGUGGCCAUGCUGCGACAAGUGCGGUUUCUGCUACCUGUCUUACCCGCCGCAGUGCCAAUGCCUGGACUUCUCGACGGUCGGGUGCCACCCAGAGUGCAAGCAGUGCAUCAGGUACACCGCCGACGAUGGCGUCGACAUCCCGCCCGUGCACGCCUACCGCUGCGCCGACAUCCUCGUCAACUUCUGCGAGCGCCGCUGCACUCCCGCCGCAGCUGCUUCGAUGUCUAGCGCUAGCACCAAGUAGAAGAAGGAUGCAUGCAUCCUCGUCGAUGCCAUUGCCGGGUUCCGCUUCUGAGAAGAAGCAAAUAAAUGUUGCCGCUGUUGAUGCGUGCCUCUCCUUAAAUAAACUAAUAUUUCUGUAAUAUUUAUUGUAUGUCCAACUUUCUUAAGUUUCAAAAAAAUAAAUGCGCUGCUUCAUAUAA